AUGUCCCUCCUCCUUCACAUUCUUCAACCUGCAAUAUUCCCCCCGGCCUUUGCUAGCAAUGCCUUCCCGCUCAAUGGCCCGUUUGCCUUUUUCAUCCGGAUAGUCCGGCUCUUCUACUCUUUGCUUGUCCUCCCUCUGGCGAUUAUCUCCGCUUUUCUUCCAACUUCUGUAACUGGAAUGAAUCAUGCCUCCUGGAACUUUGCCCAGACACUCCUCCUCCGACUUAGCUCUCAGCUUCUCUGGGCUAUUGGCUAUGGCAUCCCACCAAGAUUUGUCAAUCGCGAUCGCCCUACCAUCCCUACCCGUCCACGAUCUGUGGUCAUUCCCAACACCACUGACAUCAGCUCUUGCUCGAUGACAGUUCCGCCCAGUAACUCACGGUAUCGCAAGGGGAUCCUUGCAGACGAGGAACUCACUACACCCACCGAAAUCAAGUGCUAUUGGACGUCGGCUGGCAAAUGUUCGGACGAGCAGCUGACACGUCAGCCACAGGAGGGAGAAAAGAUCAUCGUGUAUCUAGUCGGCGGUGAGCGCGCUGCCGUCUUUCAAGAUCCUCUCCUUACUCUCGUACCAGGCGGAUACUUAACUGGAGAGCCCUUAAAGUUUCCCCUCCCCUGGACCUUGGCACAGAAGACGAAUCUUCGUGUUAUGUCUGUGAGCUACCGCAAGGCGAAUACCGACCCAUCCAAUGCCUUUCCCGCUGCGCUGCACGAUGUGGUUUCUGCGUGGUCUCAUCUGAUCUCUGUUGGGUUUCAUGCCGAGAACAUAUUCAUUUCCGGAGACUCUGCAGGUGCAGGACUAGCUGUCACCUUUGCGCUGUACUUGUGCUUGUGCCAUCUGCCUCGACCCGCUGGUCUCAUACUGUACAGCCCAUGGCUGGAUCUGACUCUUUCGCAUCCGGCCGUCAGUGACAAUCAUCGCCAUGAUCAGUUGACGAGCGAUCUCAUCCAAACGGGCGCUCGAGUCUACACUCAGAACUUCCCGCUUGUCUACACCGACCCAGCCAUGUUGGAUGCGUACCGAUUCAACGAUGCGGAAUACUUGCUCUCCACCCAUUCAUUCGAUAAGCUUGGUCCGCGACAUCCGCUCUUAUCUCCUGCGCUGUUGUCAGCACGCUCGCCGCUCAUUCCCUCUUUGUCGGAAACGCGAUUCUUCAUCUCGUACGGAUCCGUGGAGCGCUUCGCGGGCGAGAUCGAAAUGUUUGUUACCAUUUUGAAGAACGGAGGCGUCGAAGUGGUCAUUGAUGUCGAAGAAGGUGGUUGGCACAACAGCACUGCAGACGCUAUUGGCGGAAAGCAGGUUGCCGUGGAAAGAGCUGCGCAGAAAGUUUUCGAGUUUGUAUGCCCAGAAACUCAAUCCAGCACAGUCUGA
This is a messenger RNA of Dacryopinax primogenitus, 1371 nucleotides long. Its product is annotated as alpha/beta-hydrolase. Gene Ontology annotation, molecular function: hydrolase activity. Bases 1 to 1371 code for a protein of 456 amino acids. The transcript is spliced from 3 exons. Lineage: Eukaryota; Fungi; Basidiomycota; Dacrymycetes; Dacrymycetales; Dacrymycetaceae. The record is from RefSeq and is a predicted model, not a curated record.